Messenger RNA from Aspergillus nidulans FGSC A4, 576 nucleotides. RefSeq lists its product as uncharacterized. NCBI's taxonomy places the organism in Eukaryota, Fungi, Ascomycota, Eurotiomycetes, Eurotiales, Aspergillaceae. The coding region runs from base 1 to 576 and encodes 191 amino acids. The transcript has 4 exons. The record is from RefSeq and is a predicted model, not a curated record.
AUGAAAGGCCUCCAAAUAUUUGUCUCGUCUGUCCUCACCUUGGGAGCUCUGGCAGCCCCCACGACGGACAUGACCAAGAGGGCAGACCGCGGUUCCUACACUGUGUCCGGACUCGGGCAGCGCAAGCAGGCUAUUUUGAAUGCGGGUGGAAACACCCUUGAUCUUGCAAUUGCCAUGCUUGAGACAGAGGGAAUGACAACCGACUACACCUACGGUGAUGGGAAGACCUAUGAUGCCGCCAAUUUCGGUCUUUUCAAGCAGAACUGGGGCAUGCUCCGUGUCUGUGCCACUAGGUAUGGGUUGGCCGGUCAGUCUGAGGCUGACUGGAAUAAUGGCGCUAUACUGAAUUCGAAUGUCUAUGCCGAUGUCGCGUCCCGCUGGGACUGCCAGGGAUACUACGGCGUCGACCUGUGGUUUGCAGGGCACCGCAAUGGUGCAAGCGGAUUGAGUAAUCCGAAUACGGAUGAUAUUAACAACUAUAAGAGUGCUGUCUACUGGAUCCAGCAGCAGAUCGACAGUAACUCCGUCUACAAGACCGAUGACACGCGCUUUUGGGUUGAUGUCCAGGCUAUCUAA